UCUUAAAUCUGCAAGAACUUGGAGAGAGAGAGAGCAGGUCGAGGGGAGGAAAUCCGCACCAUCCAUAACGCAACGAGCCAUAAACAUUCCCUAAGACGCGCGACGAGUGGAAUGUUUGCGUUUAUUUCUUGUUUUGUUUGUGAAUUGAUAAAGACGGACUGGUUAGUAAGACAGGAUCUGUCGAUAUAAAGAAACUUAAAGACUCUCGUUCGGUAGCCAGAGGGCGGUGACAUCUCUCUCUCUCUCUCAGCGUAAACGGAGCGGAGCGGAGAGGAGAGCGCACGAAACGGAGAUCCAGAGCAGUGGCGAGGCAGCAGCGCCGCGGACAGUGACGGGACCUGGCUCUUAAUCCCACCACCUCUUCUAUUGCAGUUUUACCAGCGCUUAGUGACACGGGCGCAUCCCAGGAAGUAGAGGCGUUCCCACCCACGCCGCGAGGUUUUUAUUUACUCUUCAUCAUUAGAGCUUGUGCUGGAGGGGGGGUUCUUAUUUCCCCCUGCCGUGGACGGAGGAGUUGUGUGCGUUCAUGUGCAUUCCGCCUCGCCUAUCAUGGGUAAAAGUGGACUGAGAAGUGGAGUAGCGCUCGGAGCUUCCAGCUUGGGGAGAAUGUGCGCCACGCCGGGGAUCCUGCUGCUGCUCUUGGUGCUGGCGCACCCGGGAGUCGCUCAAGUGAGAGAUGAUGAUGACUUCCUGAGCCUGAGUGAGCUUCCAGAAACCUUCCCUUCCGACCCUCCAGAGCCUUUACCUCACUUCCUGUUCGAGCCAGAGGAAGGCUACAUUGUCAAGAACAAGCCUGUCAAUCUCUACUGCAAAGCGACACCUGCCACACAGAUUUACUUUAAGUGCAACAGCGAGUGGGUCCAUCAGAAGGACCACACUGUGGAGGAGCGGGUUGACGAGAACUCAGGUUUAGUAGUAAGAGAGGCCAGUAUUGAAAUAACACGGCAGCAAGUGGAGGAGCUGUUUGGUCCUGAAGACUACUGGUGUCAGUGUGUGGCCUGGAGCUCUGCUGGAACCACCAAAAGCCGCAAAGCACAUGUCCGCAUUGCCUACCUAAAGAAGUCGUUUGAACAAGAACCCCUUGGAAAAGAAGUGUCGCUGGAGCAGGAGGUGCUGUUACAGUGUCGCCCCCCAGAAGGCAUACCAGCUGCUGAGGUGGAGUGGUUAAAGAACGACGAGAUCAUAGAUCCGGCUGAAGACAGGAACUUUUACAUCACCAUUGAUCACAACCUGAUCAUCAAGCAGGCGCGUCUGUCCGACACCGCCAACUACACGUGUGUGGCUAAGAACAUAGUGGCCAAGCGGCGAAGCACCACGGCGACUGUUAUUGUGUAUGUGAAUGGUGGCUGGUCGACAUGGACAGAGUGGUCUCCAUGCAACAGUCGCUGUGGACGAGGCUUUCAGAAACGGACCAGGAGCUGCACAAACCCCGCCCCCCUCAAUGGAGGACUACCCUGCGAUGGACAGAACAUACAGAAGCUAGCAUGUACCACACUAUGCACUGUGGACGGUGUGUGGACAGACUGGAGUAAGUGGUCCGCCUGUGGGACGGAGUGCACCCAGUGGAGGAGGAGAGAGUGCAACAACCCCGCUCCUAAAAAUGGAGGAAAAGACUGUGAUGGUAUGGUCCUCCAGUCUCAGAAUUGCACCGAUGGACUCUGUAUGCAAAGUUCAUUGUUUCAGAAGUCCACUGAGCCCAAGAGUGGUUUGGAAAUUCCAUCUGCUCCGAGUACAGAUGAUGUGGCGCUCUACGUGGGCAUCGUCAUCGCAGUGAUUAUGUGCCUGUUCAUCUCUGCCAUUGUGGCGCUGUUUGUGUAUCGCAAGACUCACCGGGACUUUGACUCGGACAUCAUUGACACCUCUGCACUAAAUGGAGGCUUCCAGUCGGUUAACAUCAAAACAGCCAGAUCAGCCGAUCUGCUGACAGCACCCCCCGAUUUGACGAACGCAGCCGCGAUGUAUCGAGGUCCAGUUUACGCGCUUCACGACGUGUCCGAUAAAAUCCCGAUGACCAACUCUCCUCUCUUGGAUCCUCUUCCCAACUUGAAGAUCAAAGUCUACAACUCAUCAGGUCUGGUCACACCGCAGGAUGACCUCGGCGGAGAUUUCACUUCAAAAUUGUCUCCUAAGAUUACUCAAUCUCUGCUGGAUAACAGCGACACCAUGAACCUUCGCAGCCAGAGCUUGGCUCGGACCCGAGAUCCUUCUUGUACUGCACACGGAUCCUUCAACAGUCAGGGAGGACACCUCAUUGUCCCCAAUUCUGGUGUGAGCUUGUUGGUGCCGGCGGGUGCUGUUCCUCCGGGUCGGGUUUACGAGAUGCAUGUGACCGUGCACAGAAAGGACAGCUUAAGACCCCCGGUAGAAGACAUUCAGACGGUUCUUAGCCCAGUGGUGAGUUGUGGACCUCCAGGAGCCCUGCUGACCAGACCAGUGAUCCUCACCAUCCACCACUGUGCAUACAAUGUCCAGGAAGACUGGUUCAUACAGCUCAAGAACCAACUGGCCAUGAGAGAGUGGGAGGAUGUAGUUGUGGUGGGAGAGGAAAACUUCGCCACACCCUGCUACGUGCAGAUGGAGUCGGAGGCAUGUCACAUUCUGACAGAAACACUGGGUACGUACUGCCUGGUGGGCCAGUCGAUCGGCAAAGCAGCUGCAAAGAGGCUAAAGCUUGCCGUUUUUGGGCCGGUCUCCUGCACCACUCUCGAUUAUCACAUCAGGAUCUACUGCCUGGACGACACUCAGGAUGCACUUAAGGAGGUUCUUCAGAUGGAAACCCAAAUGGGAGGGAAGCUUCUGGAUGAGCCAAAGACUCUGAACUUCAAAGACAGCACACACAAUCUGAGACUGUCUAUCCACGAUGUGCCGCACACACACUGGAAGAGCAAGCUCCUUGCAAAGUAUCAGGAGAUCCCAUUCUACCAAGUGUGGAGUGGGAGUCAGAGGACUCUUCACUGCACCUUCACUCUGGAGAGACUGAACUCAGCCAUCACAGAGAUCAGCUGCAAACUGUGUGUGCGGCAGGUAGAGGGGGAAGGACAAAUCUUUCAGCUCGGCAGUACAUUGGAGGAGGAGCUCCAGUGCAUAGACACAUCUCUGAUGGACCCUGCCAGCAAUAUCACAACCUUAACGGGGCCUAACGCCUUUCGUAUUCCCUUAUCCAUCAGACAGAAGUUGUGUGGCAGUCUAGAUGCACCGCAGACCAGAGGCAAUGACUGGAGAAUGCUCGCCCACAAACUCAACCUUGACAGAUACUUGAACUACUUUGCCACCAAGUCCAGUCCGACUGGUGUGAUCCUGGACCUCUGGGAGGCUCAGCAUUUCCCUGAUGGAGACCUAAAUGAACUGGCUGCCGUGUUAGAAGAAAUGGGUCGACAUGACAGCACCCUGGCCUCUAUGGCAUCAGAACACUGACGAAAGCACCAUAUUUAAUACGACAACUGCUAAACUCUGGAGAUAAUUACAACUGAAUUAUCUGGGUUUGAUACCGCAGCUACAGAGCAAUGAAUCAAUUAGACGCAAGCAAAAGCUGUCGCCAUGGUGACGGAGCACUGUUUAGAAAUCAUGGUAAUCACUUCGACGUGAUGAACGGAACAACAGGUGCUCGAGCUGGAGCUGGACCUACGUUUGUACAUCUGUUGUGUGUGAGUGAAUUGUGCAAGAAAUUGCGACCAUAGGAGAGAUCGUCCAACCAAUCAGGAACAAAGGCAACACACACGCCUAAAAAACAAAACAAAAAAAAGACUUUUUUUUACUGUAACACCACAUUUUUUUUCUUGCUGUUACUUUCAUACCAAACAAAGCUGAGACAUGAAAAUAGCGAAUCAGAUAGUCGACCUUGAGAACAUCUACAGGAAUGGAAAAAGAAAGAGGAGGUAAACUAAUUACAGAAGACCACGGAGCAGUAGGACCGAGGAUAAACUAAGACUUGAGUUUGACUCUUUGGAAAGAUGAGAUCAAACACAGAGAGCAGGUAAACUGAUUACAGGAAAGAGGAAGGACAUAAACAUAAAACGAUGGAAGCGGUGGCAGGUGACCAUCUGGAUGGAUCACAGAUAAUGAGAGGGGAGCCUCGUGAGCCUCGGUUGUACGUGUUUCAGUACAGUUUGUCGCCUUUCAAAUCGUUUCUAGGGAAAUGCUUUAUGUAUUCUGCCAUCCAUAUGUGUGGAUCAUUUCCUGCCAUAGAAUUUGCCACACAGUAACUGUUUGUCCUGACCAGAAACAAGCCUGAGUUUGCAGGUUUCUCUUUUUGGACUGAUAGAAUAAGGGCUUUCUUUAAAUCAUUAAUGUUAUGGUUAAACAAAAUCAUCGGCAAAAGAACUAUAUCUAAAAUGUCCGACCCAAAGAUUUUUACCACGCUUCGCAGUGGACACUUUCAGAAAUGAGAUGUUGAAUUUACUUGACUAAGUUGUGUCAACUGGUUCUGUUAAACCUAGUUGCUUUAAAUUAUGUGAACGCGCAUUUAUUAUGGCUGCCUGACGUAAUUUGUGUCUGAAGCUUUUGCGCGAAUUCCCCGAAAUUAAAGCUAAACAUUUGGAAGCUGCAAUAUGCAAGUAACCAGUAGGUAGAGUUGACAAAUCGAGCUAAACACACUCGCCAUUGUAACGCUGUCUCUGGUUUAGAAGUCUUUCUACGAUACCGGUGCUGUCUUUUUUUCUGUCGUUAUCUCAAAGUUAACCAGUCACUGAUCUCUUAAAAUUGAUGCCAUGUUUGGUUUGGUUGUACCUCACAAACCUGGGACGUUAUCCGGUCUGAGUUCUCUAUUGUGUACUACACAAUGCUACACAAGUACUGCAGUACUACAUGCAGUGCAGCAGCAAGUAUGUGAACAAGACGCAGCUUGCGUCAGCACGAGGUAUAUUCCCAGCCUGAUAAGCAUUAUGUUAAAAGUAAGUGCAUAUUACUCUUUAUAUUAAAGCAACUAGGUUUAGUGGAACAAGUUCACAUAAGUUGGUUAAAACAGAGUUUUUUUCUCAGAGAGCAGCACCAUCUGAGGAAAAACGUAUCGCACCUCCAUACACAGUUCGGCGAUUAUGGCUGAAAGCAACACCUCUUGUUUGUGAACUUUCACCUCCAGCUGACCAACACACCCAAACGUUUAAAGACCUACUUUUCCAUUAGAAAGGUCUUCAACGCUCAUCUGUCUAGGUACGUCCAUAAACACCCACAAACUCUGUAACUGACAUCUGUACGUAAGCCGAUGUCUAACGCUAUUGGCUAAUGCUAAGUGUCAAUAAAUUCUAAUUUCAUGGAUUUCUAUGGGACAAGGGGUGGGCUUAACAAAACAAAUUGCCUACAUCAUAUCACGGUACAGGGUAAGACUAUUACUUUUACAGAUUUCUAAAAAAAUAUGUAAAAUACGUAUUUCUUCUAAGAGCGAAACUCUGGAUUACUGUUUCGAGUAAAUUCAACAUUUCAUUUUUAGAGUGUAUGUGCACUAAGUUUGUUUCAAAGCUGUAUUCUUUUUUUUUUUUUUUUGGGUUUAGUUGAGGCUUGUUUCUGGACAGGACCUUUUUUUAACCCAGUGAUGAACAACAUCACAAUUCAUAAUGAGUAUGAAAAUAGAAAAAAUAAAAAAAACAUAUUUUCUUUAUUAUCAAUAAACGUAACUAGUAUUCUAAUACUUUAGGCUUUAGGAGGAUGUCAGGUAUAAAUGAUACGUCCGUGACUUUGCUGGUCACUGGCGCCAUCUAGUGGCCUUUGAAGAUUUAAAGUAAGACUUUUUAUUUUUGGUCAAUCACCUGAAAAUUGUAAAUACAUGCUUAUAACAUUCAUCCUAAUGUCAAUGUAUCUCUUUAUUUUCUUCAUUAAUUAUGAUUAUUUACAUUUCAUUUUGUAUUUUUAAAAUCUUGUUAUAUUCUAUGUUCACAUCAUGUUCUAAUCAACUUUUAGUUAGCAGCAAACAAGCCAUCAUUUGGUCUAAUUAUGAGAAAAGUUGCAAGUUGAAGCUAAAAGUUAACUAACUAGAGGGUUUAAAAUGAAUUGAAUACAUAAUUUUGCAGGGAAAAUGUAAAACUAGGUCGGAUUUCCACUGGACUCAAGGAAUACAUACACUGUUCAGAAAGUGGGUGCAGAGAUUUUUAAGAGGAUAUUCUUCAAAAUAAAGAUUGCAAAAAUAAAUCAGGAUUUAACUGAAGAAUAGGACAAAAGGUCAGGCCUUUCCCUGGUCAUGACAGCUUUCAUCUCAUGGUCAUCCACUCAGACAUUGAUUUUCUACAUCGAUUUUCCUUCCUUGUUUAGUCUGUGAGGAAUGUGCGACUACAAGAUCCGGACCUUUUUCUACACGUGUAAAACCAGAGCUGGGCGGUGCAGCGGCCUUGGAGGAGCUGCCGGCGUCACAGCAGGUGUGAAAGACAAAAAAAGUGGGUAGUUUUAUUUUUUUUACUUCAAUUCUAGUAUGAGAAAAUCAAAAGGAAACGUUUAUGAGGAUAAAAGCCAAAACACGCCGACUCAGUUGUUCUGUUUGUUUCAGAGGUUUGUGUAAAAACAUAAAAACAGCUUGAACGUCAAGCUGAGGUCUACAGAAAAAGUAUUUUUUAACAGAUUCAGUGAGAUACAUCAGUUAAGAAAUGAGGAUUUAACUAAUGUUAACUCCCAGUUCAAAGUUUACAGCCGUUUACCAGCAGGAUGAACGUGUAGUUAGUGCUGUUAACGGGGGUUUUCCAACGAGGAGAGAACAUCAGGACCUCUGGAGGGCAAUCCUUCAUGAUGUGACGAAAAAAAGUUAAAAAAUAUCAAAUUAUGUACAAAUAUUUUAUAUCUACAGUAUGUACAGUUGUGUACUGUUGACUAUAGUUGGCAAAUUUCUGAAUUUAAAAAGAGCAGUACAGUUAGAUAAUAGUUUGUAUGUUCUGGUUUUGUUUUUCCUUUGAGGUUUUGUUUCCUGUUUUGUAAAAGCAGUGUCUACUAUGCAAACUUGGCAUUGGUUAUCAUAGAAGUCUAUAAUUAGAGCUGUCUUUGUGAGUGCAUUUUGAUUUUUAAUUACCAUGAGUGAUUUGAUUAGCGUGGGAUAGUAUCGGUCCAUUAUUUUAUGCUAACUUUGGCGCGCUUCAAGAGUCUUGCUUAAUCUUGCUGACUGCUUGCCUCUCUAUCUGCUCUAAUUGUUUUCUGUACAAAGUGUAAGAAAGAAUUUUUAAGACAAUUAAUAAAUUAUAUUUAUAAGCAAUGCUGAUAAA
Molecule: messenger RNA, 7175 nt
Organism: Nothobranchius furzeri (turquoise killifish)
Lineage: Eukaryota; Metazoa; Chordata; Actinopteri; Cyprinodontiformes; Nothobranchiidae
Product: netrin receptor UNC5C
Biological process (GO): netrin-activated signaling pathway; axon guidance
Cellular component (GO): membrane
Molecular function (GO): protein binding; netrin receptor activity
Source: RefSeq, a predicted model, not a curated record